UGUUCAGCCAAAAACUUGAAGAAUAUAUCUGAGCUAUUUUAUUAUGCACAGAAAGCUGUUCUACAUCCUACAGGUCCUCUUUAUUGCCCAGAGGAGAAAGAGAUGAAACCUGCCUGUAUUAAAGCACUCACUCGCAUUUUUAGAAUUUCUGAUCAGGAUAAUGAUGGUACUCUCAAUGAUGCAGAGCUCAACUUCUUUCAGAGAAUUUGUUUUAAUACACCACUGGCACCUCAAGCUUUGGAAGAUGUAAAGAAUGUGGUCAGGAAAAACCUAAGUGAUGGAGUUGCAGAUAAUGGAUUAACAUUAAAAGGUUUUCUUUUUCUACACACACUUUUCAUUCAGCGAGGAAGGCAUGAAACAACUUGGACUGUUUUACGUCGCUUUGGAUAUGAUGAUGACUUAGAGCUUACACCAGAGUACUUGUUUCCUCCGCUAAAAAUUCCUCCAGACUGCACAACAGAAUUAAAUCAUCAUGCAUACUUGUUUCUUCAAAGUAUUUUUGAUAAACAUGAUUUGGAUAGAGAUUGUGCUUUGUCUCCCGAUGAAUUGAAAGAUUUGUUCAAAGUCUUCCCUUAUAUGCCAUGGGGACCUGAUGUUAACAACACUGUUUGUACAAAUGAAAGGGGGUGGAUUACAUACCAAGGGUUUCUCUCUCAGUGGACACUAACCACGUACUUAGAUGUACAGCGUUGCCUGGAGUACCUGGGUUAUUUAGGCUACUCGAUACUUGCAGAACAAGAAUCUCAAGCAUCAGCAAUUACAGUAACAAGAGAUAAAAAGAUAGACCUCCAGAAAAAACAGACUCAGAGAAAUGUUUUCCGAUGCAAUGUUGUUGGAAUGAAAGGCUGUGGGAAAAGUGGAGUUCUUCAGGCUCUUCUUGGAAGAAAUCUAAUAAGACAGAGGCAAAUACGUGCAGAACACAAAUCUUACUACGCCAUUAAUACAGUCUAUGUAUACGGACAGGAAAAAUACUUGCUGCUACAUGAUGUCAGUGACUCUGAAUUUUUAACUGAUGCUGAGACCGUAUGUGAUGCUGUCUGCCUGGUAUAUGAUGUCAGUAACCCUAAGUCCUUUGAGUACUGUGCCAGGAUUUUUAAGCAGCACUUCAUGGAUAGCAGAAUACCAUGCUUAGUGGUAGCUGCAAAGUCUGACUUGCAUGAAGUUAGACAGGAAUUUGCUGAAUUCUGCAAAAAACACAAAAUGCCUCCACCUCAAGCCUUUACUUGUAAUACUGUUGAUGUGCCGAGUAAGGAUAUCUUUGUUAAACUGACAACUAUGGCAAUGUAUCCGCAUGUGACACAAGCGGACCUCAAGAGCUCUACGUUUUGGCUCCGAGCAAGUUUUGGUGCUACUGUCUUUGCAGUUUUGGGUUUUGCUAUGUACAAAGCAUUAUUAAAGCAACGAUGAUCUGAGAAGAAGCACGUCUGGCCCUACCAAAUAAAAAAAAAAAAAAAAAACUUUUAUGUACAUUCUGAAUGCUUUAAAUUCUGCUAGAAAUAUUUAUAUAUGCAGAGUUACUUUAUUAAUAUUUGUAAUUCAUGCAUAAGAUUAUUUUAAAUUAUAGCUCUAACUACAGUAUUGCAAAAUGCGUGGAAAAAAGAAUUGCAUCUCAACAGCCAGCUAAAAUGGCUUAACUUGUGAGGCCAAAAGGGAAUUUGUUGUAAAUAACCUGUACAUAUUAAAGCACUAAGACAUUGCUUCCUAAAAAGCUAUUCAAAAUACUGUUCUUAGAUGUUUCACCAUGGUGACAUACUAGUGUAUAGUUGAAAUUAAUUUUUGGUUGAAUAGGUUCCAUUCAAGGAUCAUACUUCCUCAAGGAUUGCUUAUUUAUUUCACAUUCAUCUGAAGUGACUUCAUCUUUUUGGACUAUAAGCUAUACCAGGCAGAAUUUGUGAUUUUCAUUCUUAUCUAUUCUUUUUAACUGAUGAACAAAUUUCCCCACUAACUACGUGUUUCAAAAAAAAGUCACUGUUGCUGUCCUGGCCUAUGAUUUUGUAUGUUACAUGACCAGUGACAUACUUAGCAGUCUGAUAUUUCUUUUAAAAGGAAAAAUGUAAACUUCAAAAACUGCCAGAUCAACUUCAUAUGCUAUGUGUAAUUUGUGUUUUUCAUUUUCCACUAUGUUAUAUUUUAUAACCCUUAUGAAUCAGAUGAGCAAAUUUGUAUAUUAUAAAUGUUUAUAAUUCAAAAAGUGUUGCUGUUUAAUUUCUCACAUCUGUCAAUCAUACCUGUUGAAAGCUGUGUAUAAGAUGAAACUAAAAUAGUACACAGUGCCUAUUCUACUGUAGUAUAGUAGUUGCAUGGAUCACAGUGCAUUCUGUAACUGGCUAGAAUUACCUAUAGACACAGCUUUUUUAAUGAUCAAGUAAAUCAGACAUUAAUUCCUCAUGACAAACCUAUUUUUCCAUUGCUGGCCUUUUCAAGUAUUUCAAUAAAAUAACUGUGUACUGUG
Fulmarus glacialis (Northern fulmar) is the source of this 2452-nucleotide messenger RNA. It is a transcript of the gene RHOT1, whose product is annotated as ras homolog family member T1. NCBI's taxonomy places the organism in Eukaryota, Metazoa, Chordata, Aves, Procellariiformes, Procellariidae. The transcript is spliced from 12 exons. The record is from RefSeq and is a predicted model, not a curated record. Gene Ontology annotation, molecular function: GTP binding; calcium ion binding; GTPase activity. The annotation marks the transcript as partial.